Molecule: messenger RNA, 1405 nt
Organism: Cucumis melo (muskmelon)
Lineage: Eukaryota; Viridiplantae; Streptophyta; Magnoliopsida; Cucurbitales; Cucurbitaceae
Product: AT-hook motif nuclear-localized protein 17-like
Exons: 1
Coding region: 398-1264 (288 amino acids)
Cellular component (GO): nucleus
Molecular function (GO): DNA-binding transcription factor activity; minor groove of adenine-thymine-rich DNA binding
Source: RefSeq, a predicted model, not a curated record
AACAUAUACUUUUGGUUUUAUUAUUAUUAAUUAAACCAAAAUUAAAAUGUGUACAUCCACAAAGGAUUAUUGAGAAGAGGGAGGAAGCGAAUAACUUUAUAUUAAUACUUUCCCAUAUCUCUCUCUGUGUAAAGUCUGAAUUUUAAGUAUGGCGGGCGGGUCCCAUCUCCACCUCCCAAAACAGCGGCGCCACUGCCCUUCUUUUUUCACUUUUGUUUUCAACCUCACCCACCUUCCUCUUUCCUCCACCAUUUUCUUUCUAUAAACAAAUUCAAAAUUUCCAUUUCUUCCCCCUUCCUAAACUCUCUUUAAAAAAUAAACCCCCAUUUCUUUAUAAUAAAAAAGAAAAAUAAAUCUUUUAUUUCCGAAGGUUUAUUUCAAGAAAAAAGAAAAAGAAAUGAAAGGCGAUUUUGCUCAUCCCAAGAGCAAAACUUCCAAUAUGUUAUCCAAAUUCCAUCUCUCCCCCCACCCUUUUACCCACCAUCCUCCUCCGCAACCUCCCGCCGAUGAGCCCGCCGCCGCCAUGCCUUCCCCUUUUAAACACCACCCGGAUCUCACCUCCACCGCCGAUGGUUCCACCAUCGAGGUGGUCCGACGGCCCAGAGGUCGCCCACCGGGUUCUAAAAAUAAACCCAAACCGCCUCUUGUUGUAACCCGGGAACCCGAACCGGCUAUGCGGCCGUACGUUCUAGAAGUCCCUGGUGGAAACGACGUCGUUGAAGCUAUUUCGAGAUUUUCCCGUCGCAAAAAUUUGGGCCUUUGUGUCCUUAAUGGAUCCGGUACCGUUGCUAAUGUCUCUCUCCGUCAACCCUCCGCCACUCCUGGCGCUACCGUUACUUUUCACGGCCGUUUUGAGAUUCUCUCCAUUUCCGCUACCGUUUUCCCUCAAUCGACACCCUUACCGAUACCUAAUGGUUUUACCAUCUCCCUCGCCGGGCCUCAGGGUCAAAUCGUCGGCGGCUUGGUUGCCGGCGCGUUAAUUGCCGCCGGUACUGUUUUUGUCGUCGCGUCGUCGUUUAAUAAUCCGUUGUACCACCGGCUUCCUGAUGAGGAAGAGAUUAAGAAUUUGGGAUCCGGUGGCGGCAGUGGCGGUGGCGAAGUUCACUCCCCACACGUCUCCGGCGGCGGAGACAGUAGCGGGCAGGGACACGGACACGGGCACGGGCAGAUUGCGGAAACGUGUGGAAUGGCUAUGUAUAGUUGCCACGCGCCGUCCGAUGUAAUUUGGGCGCCGACGGCGAGGCAACCGCCCCCGCCGUACUGAUAAAUAACUUUUCAUUUUAUCUUCAGCUGAUCUCUUUUUUUUUUUUCCCAUUAAUUCUCCAUUACUCUUCUGUUAAAUUUGUAGGGUUUGUGUUUUGUUGUAGAUUUUUUUAAAAAAAUUUGAAAUGACUUGAAAAGGAAA